Molecule: messenger RNA, 1938 nt
Organism: Striga hermonthica
Lineage: Eukaryota; Viridiplantae; Streptophyta; Magnoliopsida; Lamiales; Orobanchaceae
Source: the annotation of a GenBank genome assembly
AUGUCCCGUAGAAGAGAAAGGAGUGACAGUAGGUACUCUGAGGUACAAGAUUUAGCGGAUAGGUACUAUAAAGAAUUGAGAGAUGGAAAAGUCAGAAUCGAUGGUGCUGGGAGAUAUCUCCGUUGUCCAUAUUGCCAUGACUCUCGGAGGAAAGAGUAUAAUCUCGUGGACUUAGAAAGGCACGCGUCUAGAAUUGGUAGAGACUCAAAAAGUGCAAGUUUUCGAGACAAAGCUAGACAUCUAGGAUUGCUCGGGUACUUGGGUAGGUAUGGGCAUAGGAAAAGGAAGCCAUCCCCAGCAUAUAAUCCUAAACAUUCAGAUGAAAAAGGAAAAUCUUUUGAAGUAGCUAUAGAAAAGGUGUUUGAGAGAACUGAUGUUGACGAUACACUCAUCCGUACUGAACUUGGGGAAAUAAAGAAAAAACAAUAUGAAACAAAGAUAAAAAAUGGAAAUAUAGCUGCUGAAGUUAAUUAUCCAGACAUUGAACAGGGUGAAAUAACUAACGGAUCCGGACAUUUUGGUGUGAUCAACAAGGCUACAUCAGCAAAUUCUGGUGAAGAAGUUUUCAAACCGGCUUUGCAAUCUAAAGCUUGUGCAGCUGUUAAGCAUGUUGAUAAAGGUGAUAACGAGCGUAUUGUUUGGCCUUGGAUGGCAGUUAUUGCAAACAUUCCAGUUGAGAAAAAGGAGGGGAAAUAUGUGGGUGAAAGUGGCGGAAAACUGAAAGAGCACUUAUGUACCCAUGGGUACAAUCCUAUAAAGGUUCACCCUUUGUGGAACUACCAGGGCCACUCAGGGUUUGCUAUUGUUGAAUUUAACAAAGAUUGGGAGGGUUUUAAGGAUGCUAUGGCAUUUGAAAAUACAUUUGAAGUGGAUCGCCAUGGAAAGAGAGAUUGGCAUCAGAGAAGUUGUAGAAGAAAUGGGUUCUUCGGCUGGCUAGCCCGUGAAGAUGAAUAUCAUGAGAAUGGUCUUAUUGGUAAACACCUAAGGAAGAACGGAGACUUGAAGACGCUUUCUGAUAUCGAAAUGGAAAAUAGAAGGAAAGACACCUCUUUAAUGUGCAGUUUGACUAAUCAGUUGGAGUCAAAGAGAAUGGAAUGCGAGGAGAUAAAGAAAAAUAUUAGUAAGACUGACCUUUUCAUGGGAAAUAUUAUGAUGCAGAAGGAAGAGAUGAUCCAAAGCUACAAUGAAGAGAUCCAGAAAAUGCAGGAUAUUGCAUCUGAUCAACUCCGCAAGAUUUCGGAGGAGCAAAAGAGAAGCAAAGCGGAAUUGGAGGCUCAGAGACUAAAAUUAAAGCUGCGGACGACAGAACUGGAGAAACGUCGAGCGCUGAAUGAGAAUGAGAAGAGGAAUCUAGAUAAACAAAAGAAGAAGAACGAGUUGGCAAUUAUAGAACAAAAGAAGGCUGACGAAAAAAUGCUGAAACUUGCAGAAGAACAAAAGAGACAAAAGGAACUCCUUCACAAAAAGAUUAUAGAGCUCGAGUCAGAGCUUGAUAAGAAGCAAGCGCUAGAGUUGCACAUACAGCGUAUGAGAGGUGCGAUUGAGGUGAUGAAACACAUGAGUACUUGUGAAGAAGAAGAUUUGGAAGUGAAAAAAAAGUUGGAAGCAAUCGAAGAAGAGCUUAAUGAUAAAAAAGAAGAACUUGAUGGCAUGGAAACUGUAAAUCAAGCUCUAAUUAUCAAGGAGAGAAUGACCAAUGACGAGCUGCAACAAGCUCGCCAGCAAUUAUUAAGUGUUUUCAACGACAGCCGCGCCAAUAUCUGUGUGAAGAGGAUGGGAGAGCUUGAUGAAAAGCCAUUUGUCAAAGUGGCAAACAUAAAACAUGGUGGUGAAGAUGCAAAAGCCAAAGCAGCAGAACUCUGCUCCUUGUGGGAAGAUUACCUCAGGGAUCCAAGCUGGCAUCCAUAUAAGAUGGUCGUGGAAGGAGAAACUUGCAAG